UAAAUGUUACUUGUCGUUCUCAAGGUAAGGCAGGGGGUGUACUCCUCUGUGCUUUGCUACCUGAUAAGAAGGGUCGCGCCUCAACAUCUUGCUGACCUUUAAUCAGACGCGCAUCAGGGAUAAGAUACGACUUGGCACAUCUGCAGACAGAGACCGACUGGUAGAACAGGAUGCCUGGGUCCAGCGGCGUUAACGUGGAGGGCUCUUGUGGGGCCCUGUGUCGAACCCUGGUUUCUCAGAACGGUCUGCAGAGAGACACUGCAGACAUCUCCCAGUCUGUCCUCUACACAUCCCUGAUGGGCCUGCUGCUGGUCGCUGACGAGAAAGAGCCGCUUACUGUUGGAAGUGGAAGAGUUGGCCUUAGAAACAUUGGGAAUACAUGCUUCCUGAACGCAGUGGUCCAGUGUUUGUCUCACACUUGCGUCCUGCGCAACUAUUGUCUUCUGAAGUCUUACAAGCAUGAGAAGUUUUCAAAAGAGGAGGCAAAGCUCAUGGAAAGUUUCUCCCAGGUACUCUCAGGCCUUUGGGAUGUCAGGGAAGGAGACACUGUUGUAAAUCCUCGACAGUUUUACAGCGUUUUUAAAGCAGCAGUGCCUUAUUUCAGCGGUUACAGCCAGCAAGAUGCCCAGGAGUUUCUCAGGUUCCUACUGGACAAGCUGCAUACUGAAAUAAAUCAGGCCUUAUGUUAAAAGGACAGGGAAGGAAACAAGACAAAUCUGUGCUUGAAUCCUGGAUCCAUCCCAUGUGAACGCACAACCUAUGUUUCCCCAUUUCUGAUCUGAUGUAGAAUUUCAGAAGAGGCGAAUGCGAUGUGGAAGAAGCACUUGGAAAGAGAUGACAGCAUAAUAGUAGAUCUUUUCUCAGGUCAGCUGCGGAGUUCACUGCACUGCUCGGUUUGUUCGCACUACUCCAACACGUUUGAUGUGUUCUGUGAUCUGUCGCUGCCCAUCCCUAAAAGGAGCUCUGUGGGGGAGGUCACCCUGCAGGAGUGUCUGGACCUCUUCUCUCAGGAGGAGAAACUUGACAAGGAAAACUCACCAAUGUGUGAGAGAUGUAACAGGCGUACAGAGUGCACCAAGCGGCUUUCCAUCCAGAGGUUUCCUCAGGUUAUUGUAAUCCAUUUGAACCGUUUCACAACAUCCCGGUGGUCUAUCAGUAAAAGCACAGUGUACGUGUCUUUUCCCCUCAAAAACCUGGACCUCGGACCUUACGGACCCGUUGACUGUGGCCCAGUUUUAUAUGAUUUGUAUGCAAUUUGUAACCACGCUGGGACUGUGAAUAUGGGCCACUACACGGCCUGCUGUCUAGAUCAAAGUGGAUGGUGCUUCUACAAUGACUCCAGCGCAAACUCGAUCACCGAGAACCAGCUUCAGACAAAUCAAGCCUACGUCCUGUUCUACCAACGCAGCAGCAGCACAGCCACCGUCAGGAAAUAGCCUAGAAGAUGCAGCCGAUCAGUCACCUCGCCUCCAGUGUCCAUAGAAACAAAUAGAAGCAGCAGCAGUUUUAACCCUGACAUCAGCAGCAAAAAACAUCUUGAUCUCAGUGUGCCUUCUCUGGAACUAAAAGCAGAGGGCGAGAGAAGGCAUGCUAGUUGUAACAGGUUUUAAUGUCAGUCGUGCUUGACAAGCAUCUCAGUAGCCAUUUCAGUGGCUCCAUGGCUACUCAGGGAGGUGAGAGCGUGAUGAAUAUGAUGCUCUUAUUCAUUAUGAACAGCUCUUAUUCUGCGAUUCUAUGUACGAUGUAAGCACUAUAUACAUCAUGUACAUCAUUAUCAAUCACGCUUACUGAUAUGAGCCCUUCAAAACAAAUCAAGAAAAUAUAGUAGAAAUAGGUCAUGACUUUGACAUGUAUGUGAGAAAUAAAAUGGCACCUUGAUCAUUUUUGUAAAUAAAUUCUUAUAAAUCUUCAAGUGGUCACACAUUAAAAUAAAACUUUCUGAAAAACGUUUUGCUUUUCCUUUUUCAAGCGAUUUCAUACGAGAUUUAUGGUUUCUGAAGAAAAGAAAGGAAAGCGGUGGACAGAUAGCCAUUACGUCAGCAAGGAUAUGUAGAUAAAGUGUCCG
Gambusia affinis (western mosquitofish) is the source of this 2065-nucleotide messenger RNA. Its product is annotated as ubiquitin carboxyl-terminal hydrolase 21-like. The transcript has 11 exons. The record is from RefSeq and is a predicted model, not a curated record. Gene Ontology annotation, molecular function: cysteine-type deubiquitinase activity. Gene Ontology annotation, biological process: protein deubiquitination. Lineage: Eukaryota; Metazoa; Chordata; Actinopteri; Cyprinodontiformes; Poeciliidae. Gene Ontology annotation, cellular component: cytoplasm.